AUGCAGGCGUUUUUUAAAAAGGGGCUAUCCUCUCUCUCUAUAUCUGCGUCCUCCUCCCAAUCAAACCUGACCACGUCUACCGACAACCAGACCAAUGAUAUUCCCGGUGAAACCGACAACACCAAUGUUGACGACGGGUCAGCAGCCGAGCGGUCGAUAACGUUUACCACUGCCAGUGAGGACGUACUGUUCCCUAAAGUUAGGCCUGAAUUAGAUGGAGACGACUGUAAUAGGGAUUGCGCUAGCUGUACGAUACGGUAUCCGGCGAAAUUCGUCGUCGACUUGGAAGAUAAGGUGUACGGGAAUGUUGGCGGGUGGGCGACACAUGUCCUUAUUGCGACGGGGAAGACGGAUUGGGUUCGAGAUGUUGCGGAUGAGAAGGGUAGUGUUAUGGAAGCCGUUGAGAAGUGUGGUGUGAAGCCUAGCAACGGGACACUCAAGCUAUCGGCUUCAAACAUACCAGUGCCCGAUGAAUAUCACUUGCAUCCCGAGGGAGAGCAGCCUACAACGGCAUUGAUUCUACCUGCGUUCACGAUAGUGGACCAUGUCACACCCGCACUCGCGCCUGAUCUUAUUCACCAUUUCGUCAACAAAUCGGCCACAACCACUACACCGCUUAAUCAAGCACCAUCGCCAGCUCAUGCUCCAGAGGCAGAUACGGAGCCAAUCCAAUGCACAGAGCCUGAUACCCAACCUUCGUCCAACGGCGAUGGAACUGGUGAUAGCAAUGGCGAGGACAGCGAAGCGGUGGCUGAGAUACCCACACCACUUCGCUCUCGGCCCUGCCCACAUGCAGCAGUGAUUCUUCUCUGUUCACAACGUACUCGCGAUGUACGAUGCGGACAGUCUGCUCCCCUUCUACGUCGCGAGUUCGAGCGUCAUCUUCGCCCGCUAGGUCUAUAUCGAGACCUCCAUGAUGAACGACCGGGAGGAGUAGGUAUAUAUUUCAUCUCCCAUGUAGGCGGACACAAAUACUCCGCUAAUGUGAUGGUCUAUCGGAGGAGAGACUUUGAGUGGUUCAAGAAAGAGAUGCGAGAGGAAGGCCUUGGUGAUGAUGAGGGCGGUCGUGGUGGCGAGAGCGAAGGCGCCGUGCAAGGGAUAUGGCUUGCCAGAGUCCGUCCUGAAGACUGUGAAGGUAUUGUGAAGUUCACCGUGCUAAAGGGCAAGGUGAUAAAACCCGAUACGCAGCUGAGAGGAGGCUUCGAUCGAGAGAGAGGACUGAUUAGCUGGUGA
Arthroderma uncinatum is the source of this 1233-nucleotide messenger RNA. RefSeq names its product sucrase/ferredoxin domain-containing protein. The record is from RefSeq and is a predicted model, not a curated record. The transcript is spliced from 2 exons. NCBI's taxonomy places the organism in Eukaryota, Fungi, Ascomycota, Eurotiomycetes, Onygenales, Arthrodermataceae. Bases 1 to 1233 code for a protein of 410 amino acids.